Messenger RNA from Pararge aegeria (speckled wood butterfly), 1680 nucleotides. RefSeq names its product dnaJ homolog subfamily C member 7 (gene Tpr2). Bases 1 to 1485 code for a protein of 494 amino acids. The transcript has 8 exons. The record is from RefSeq and is a predicted model, not a curated record. Lineage: Eukaryota; Metazoa; Arthropoda; Insecta; Lepidoptera; Nymphalidae. Gene Ontology annotation, molecular function: protein binding.
AUGGCAGAGUCAGAAGUUGGGGACAUGUAUAUCACAAUAGAUGAUAUAAUUCCUAAAAGUCCCGAAAGGCUGGCUGAAGAAAAAAAAGAGAGUGGAAAUCAUUACUACAAGGUACAAAAUUAUAAGGAUGCAUUGACCAAGUAUGAAGAAGCAAUUAAGUUAUGCCCAGAAAAUGCAGCAUAUUAUGGCAACAGAGCUGCAUGUUACAUGAUGCUUGCAAUGUAUAAGAAAGCUCUUGAAGACUCACAGAAAGCUGUUGCUCUUGAUCCCACAUACACCAAAGGUUACAUACGGAUGGCAAAAUGUUACAUUGCACUGGGUGAUAUGUCUGGAGCUGAACAAGCAAUUAAAAAUGCUAGUGAACUUGGCGGUGAAGACUGUACUGCCAAUGAACGCAGUGCACUGGCUUCAUUGCGACGGCUGCACGAUGAUGCCCAACGGGCCAUGGACGCACAAGACUACCGACGUGUUGUCUUCUGCAUGGAUCGAUGCCUUGAAUACAGUCCCUCAUGUUCAAAAACAAAACUUACAAAAGCUGAAUGUUUGGCUAUGCUUGGGCGAUGUCAAGAAUCACAAGAGAUAGCUAACGAUUGCUUACGAUUCGAUAGUUUCGAUACUGAAGCACUUUAUGUGAGAGGAUUGUGUCUUUAUUUUGAGGAUAAGGAUGAGCAAGCUUUUAAGCAUUUCCAACAAGUGUUACGACUUGCACCAGAUCAUAAGAAAGCCAUUGCAGCAUACAAAAAGGCUAAAUUGUUGAAACAAAAGAAAGAAGAAGGUAACGAAGCAUUCAAAAUGGGCAGAUGGCAGGAAGCUUUAACUCUUUACAACGAAGCAUUAACUAUUGAUAAAACGAAUAAGAAGGUUAACGCUAAACUAUACUUUAACAAAGCGACCGUGUGCUCAAAGUUAAAUCAAACUAAACAGGCUGCAGAGGCCUGUACAUCAGCUCUAGAACUCGAUGACAGUUAUGUGAAAGCAUUACUAAGACGCGCCAAAUGUUACACUGAACUCGGAGAGUACGAGGACGCUGUCAAAGAUUAUGAAAGACUUUACAAAAUUGACAAAAGUAAAGAGAACAAGCAAAUGCUACAUGAGGCCAAAUUAAUUCUUAAGAAAUCGAAACGCAAGGACUACUAUAAAAUUCUUGGAAUUGACAAAACUGCAUCCGAUGAUGACAUCAAAAAGGCCUAUAGGAAGCGGGCCUUGGUGCACCAUCCGGACCGACACGCGGACGCAACGGACGUAGAACGCCGCGAGCAAGAGCGCCGCUUCAAGGAAGUGGGCGAGGCGUACGGCGUGCUCAGUGACCCCAAGAAACGCGUGCGCUACGACCGUGGGCAAGACCUGGACGAAGACGGCUUUGGCAUGUCCGAUAUGGAUCCGAACAUGGCAUUCCAGACACACUUCAACCGUGGCGCCCAACAUUUUGACUUCAGUGCUGGAAAUGCAUUCCAAGGAUCUGCAUUCAGCUUCCAGUUUGGAUAAAAAAAAUGUAUAAAUAAAAAUCUGAUUACAAAACGAAAAUUAUGAAUCUUUAAAAAAAGAAAUACGUCUCUAAAUUUGUCAUUCCAUAUUUAUUAAAAAUAAGAUUGUAAACGUCAAAUUGCUUAAUUUAUAGGAAAUAUCACCUGACCGCUAAAAAUACCAAAAUAAACCAAAAAUAAACGUAGAUUUUUUUCA